GCGCGCACUUGUUCAUUUAAUUGAGCUGAACAAGAACUAUGAACUACUUCAGUAUAGUGUAGGUUGCAUAAAAUAACAGCUAGUCCCACAUACGACAGUUUGGAGCUUCCCCUAAGCGGAGAUUAUUACAGCCACUAUAUUUAAACUUACAUUAAAGCAAUGAAGCAUCCUGACCAUAAAACCCACUCAUUUCUGUGCUCCUUUCACAGCAGCAGCAGCGUUUCUUGCAGGGAACACACCUCAGCCAUGAUGUGGAUGUGGUUUGCUGUCUUCCUGCUGUGGAUGAGGUCAGGACGGUGCACAGACAAAGCCAACACGUCAGACCUAAUUGAAUACACAGCUGCAGACUUUUAUGAGAAAUUGCAUUCUGGGAAGAUGAUGUUCAUCUAUUUUGAGCAUCAAGACAUUCAGUGAUGAAGAACAAGCCACAGAGCUUAUGUAUCAUGCACAAAAUUAGGUGGCACAUGAGGAGAGCUGUCCCAUCACGGUGGCUAUCAGCACCUGAACUGUCACAGAUGUUGUCUUUAUUGUGCCACUCCGACCAUCUCUCUGUUCCUGGUGGAGUUGGAGAAGUCUGCUGAAGCUCUUCAGGACUAUGGAGUACUAGUUGGUAAGGUGAACUGUAACACAGAACUGGUUCACACAUACUGCACAGAUGAGCGGCUGCAGCGCACGGCUUUUUUGUUCAGACAAUUCCACGCCAACUGUAAAUAGUGGUGUUACAGAGUGGAAGCAUUUGGGAACCACAGCAAAGCAGCCACAGAGUGGCAGAGUUACAGAGCGGGGGCCGCUGAGGCCUGAGGCUCAUAGUGCAUAAAAGCUGGCAACUGACUCAAUAACCUCCUCUGGCAUGAACAUCAGCACAAGAACUGUGCAGCGGGAGCUUCGUGGCAUGGGUUUCCAUAGAGGCGGGAAGGAGUUCUUGAGUUUUGAUUUGGACACCAUCUUUGACGUCAACUCCAUAGUCUCUGAAGUCCUGUUCGCCAUUCUGCGUGAUGAGAUCAAGUAUGUCCACACAGACGCUGACCUCCUUGCCAUGGAAAAGGCAGCCAGAGGGAAGAAAGACAUUGUUCUGGGUUACGUCUGCAGUCUGGGAACACAAGAGCACAGAUCGAUCAUGGAGACGGCAUAUGUGUAUGGAUCCAAAUAUCAGUUCAUUCUCAUAACAGGAGGACCUGUGUUGAAGCACCUAGGUGUAAACGAAUCGUCUCAUUUGUCUCGAGUGUGGUUCCUCCACUGCAGAGUUCACAGUGGGUUCACGACCCCGAUGACCUCCGAGCGCUGCCCUUUGACCCGCAUGAGGAAACCCCUGUCCACCCUAAGCCUCCACUCCUUCCUGCAGCUCAUGGAGGCUCCACUAGUGACCGAGGUGUACGACGACCCCUCCUCAGUCCCGCCCCCCCAGUUCCCCUACCAGCAGACGCCCCAGGUCUUCCUCUUCUCUCAUCCCGCAACUGAGCACCUGGACCUGGAUACAGCCACCACGCUGGCCUGGAGGCUGCGUGGCCUUGCCCUGCUUCUGCUUAUACACAGGCAGAGCCCUGCAGUGAAAACCCCCGAUGAGUACAAUGCUGCUUACAGGCUGCCUGAGAAGAGUUUGGAAGUAAAGUAUCUGACCUUGCACAGCCUCGAUGAGGUGUUGGCGCUCUUCACAGAUGAAGAGAAAGAGGAAGAGCAGGAGGAGGACGAGGAUGACGAGGCAGUGGAUGAUGAUGAUGAUGCUGAGGAGGAAGAUUCAUAUUUUGGCAAGCUGGAUGAUGAAAUCGCAGCGUCAGUCUUUGAAAACCGAGUUACCCUGCAGGACAUGGACUCAGUUACCCAGCUGACAUCUGACAACUUCCACAGUGCAGUAGCACAGAGUGGCCUCACAGUGGUGCUCUUCUACCUCAAAUGGGAUGCUGUUUCAAUGGCUUUUCUCAGCUCCUUCAUUGAAGUUGCAGAGAGACUUGCAGAUUCAGAGGUCGACGGUGUUCAGAUGAGUGUGGUCGACUGCGGCGAAUGGACCGACCUCUGUGCCGCUCAGCCAGGCAGCGCCGUUCCCUUCCAGCCAAUCACUGCGUUUCCCAGUGUCUUGCUGCUCCACCCCCAGGAUCCGGUCCAGCACUUCAGAGGAAUGCUGGGUAGCGAGGCCCUACAUCGCUUCAUCAUGAUGAGCCGCACAGCUUCUCCUGUGCUUCUGUCCAGCCUUGAGGAAAUAAAAUCAUUCCUUCAAGAAGCGCCUCACCCUGAGCUAGCUGGCUACAAGCCAGACAGAGUGGUGGGAUUGUUUAAGACGCAAACACAAACAGGUUUAGCAGCGUUUACUGAAGCAGCAAAGUCCCUGAGAGGAGAAGCACUGACUGGACUGCUGACAGAUGAACUGGCAGAGAGAUGGGCUGCAGACCGCACAAUAGACCUUCCCGCAGUGUUGGUGUUUCCAUCUUGGAGGACACACGCUCAUCCCUCUACACUGCCUGCCUCCUCCUCAGCUGAAGAGCUGCUCACACACAUCAACGCUGCACUGCUCCACCCGAUGCCUGAGCUGACUGUUGAAAACUUGCCAUCCUUCCUCUCUCUGGGCAAAGCCCUACUCCUUCUCUUUGUGGGAGAAGAGGAGGAUAAGGUUGGAUGGAGGCAGAACCAGGCCCUGGUGGAGGAGAUGAGAACAGUGGUAGUGCUGGGAGGGGAAAAGAUGGAGCGAUACUUGGCCUGCUGGAUCCAUCUUGGCCGCACUCCAGCUGGUAUGUCUGUCCUGGGGUCAUAUCUAGGCUCUAUGCCCCCUCUUCCUGCACUAGUCCUCACACACUUGCCAUCUAGAGAUGAAAUCUACCAGUACCCACCCAACACCCCCAUAGUGGCCUCCUCUGUCCUGCACUGGCUGCAGAGGGUGGAGGAUGGGACUGAGUCAGCAACAGGUCUGCUGGAUGAGGACAGAUGGCCUCCUGCUGUUCCGUUCUAUGACUUCUUGAAAGUUUUAGACCUGCAGGAUCCCGAAUCCGCCCAGCAGCAAACUCCCAAAGAGGAGGAAGAAGAACCGAGCAGGGAAGAGGCUGACGUAGACGAGCACGUCGUGGCAGAUGACAGUAAUCCUCCCGCUCACUCUGAACUGUAGUAGAAGCAGAUCACAUGGAAACAACACUGCUGGUCAAAUCGGUCACUUUCCUUUUUUAUUGGUAGUAUUCAGUCUGAUUGGAUGAUUUUUGAAUAUUUAAUGAGAGUGGGAUUUUAUGCAGCGAUUAUGUGUUAAAUGAGUCAAGAGACUGAAUUUUAAGGCAGCUUUUAUACAGAUAUAUAUUUGUGUUCUUUUCUAUUUUUUUUUUUCCUCUUAAUGUGACGCGAUGGCUUUUAUACCUUUUCUGGGAUGUUCAUAGAGACUGUUUAAUAUUCCGGUUUCUCGCUGCUGUGGUUCUGUGACUGUAAACUCUGAGGUUUCAUCUGAUGUCAAUAAAUGAUUUCUUAAUUUCAGUUUAGCUCAGCUGGUAAAAACCACAGCAUGUUGUAAACUGCAGAAAAACAAAGAAAAGUUUAAUUAUUGUAUGAACGCAUUCGUUCACAUUCACUGGCCCAUCGUAAUAAAUUUAAAGUGAUUUUAAUUUUAUCUUCAUCACAGAGUUUUCAGUGUGAGCGUGUAUGUCCUUUUUCUGCAGACCAUUGUCAUAACUUUAUAAUUAGAAAUGGUUUAAACCAUUAUUCCAGCUGUCUGAUUGAUAAUGAUCUCACUCUGACUUUAGCUGAGCUCAUCUGUGGUUUAGAAACGGGAAUCUUUCUGA
Archocentrus centrarchus (flier cichlid) is the source of this 3749-nucleotide messenger RNA. RefSeq names its product thioredoxin domain containing 16 (gene txndc16). The transcript has 21 exons. The coding region runs from base 851 to 3091 and encodes 746 amino acids. NCBI's taxonomy places the organism in Eukaryota, Metazoa, Chordata, Actinopteri, Cichliformes, Cichlidae. The record is from RefSeq and is a predicted model, not a curated record.